GACAGCGGGGGUGGAUGUGGACGAGAAGAAAAAUGGGGAAUUCAGGCUUGUCGCUCCACUUGUACUUGUACCAUAUUAUGCAAUACGAAACCAAGUGAGUGGGUAAGGUAAGAUGAGGAGGGAAACCAAAAAAAGAAUAUUCGUAUCGCCCCAUCACUUUUAGUUUAAUUCAACUUGCUUAGGGAGAGCCCUUACCUAUAGUGAACUUCCCUCCUCCUCCACUGCGCAAGUACAAUACUGUGUGAACAGGACGAGAAAGAAAGAAAGAGUUUUGGAAACGGCUCUGGGAGUGGUCUUGAUUGCUUGCUGUUUAAAGGCCCCCCACUCUAUUUGAAUUUAUUACCCCUUGCUUUCAACUCUACUUUACUUGCACUUCUGCCCAUUUCCUUCUCCGUUUUUCCUCUCCUUUUUUUUGCUUUGAAUCGCAGGCCUCAGGGGGAGGAAGGUUUAUUUUUCCUAUGGCGACUUCAGCGGCGACAAUGGCGUCGGAUAUGAAGGAGUUGGCGCUCAAGACGAAAGAUAGGGAAUUGGGCGUUGAAGAUAAAGAUGCUCUCAAGUUGGAGGCAGCCUUAGGUCAUAAGCAAGCGUUGGAUAGGGGCUUUGGCCUAUUCAGUCUGACCAGUUUGGGGAUCAUCAUCGCGAAGUGAGUGCUUUUCCUGACCCUAAACCGCGGCAUUUUUCGUGGUAUCAUGUGAAGAGAUUGAAGAGGAAUUGGUGACUGACGAAGGUAUUGGAGGACCGCGUAAACAGCGCCUGGAGUCUUACUGGAGGCACUAUCGUGGUAGCGAUCAGCAAUGGAGGUCCUAUGGCAGUUCUUUACGGAUUGUGAGUUUUUUUUUUUUACCCUCGUUUCCCGUCUCCGCCUAGGCUAUCCUGUUGGAGUUGUAGCAUAGCAGCUGAUCAUGGACCAGGAUCCUUGUGACAAUCUUCUACAUUUUGAUCUCCGCAUCUCUCGCGGAAUUGGUCUCUUCAAUCCCUUCCUCAGGAGGAGUGUAUCAUUGGGCAUCCGUCACCGCGGGCCCCAGAUACGGCCGGGUCGUCGGGUGGUAUGCCGGGUUCCUCAAUCUCUGCGGAUGGCUACUAUCCGCGGCCUCUAUCUCCAGCACUCUGGGAACCGAACUGGUAGCUCUCUACCAACUCAGCUAUCCAGAGGUUGAGUGGAAAUCAUGGCAGGUCUUCAUCGCAUUCCAGAUCGUCAACUGGAUGUGCUGCUGCAUUGUCAUCUUCGGAAACCGCUACCUGCCGCUGAUCAACAAGAUCGCAUUUUACCUUAGCAUGGGGGGACUCUUCGUCACUAUCAUGGUCCUGACUAUCAUGUCGCGAGGCAGGCGUGCUAGCGAUACUUUCGUUUGGAAAGAUUACACUGACCUUUCCGGAUGGAAUAACGACGGUCUCUGCUUCAUACUCGGUCUCAUCAACGCCGCCUUCGCAGUUGGCACUCCUGACUGCCAGUCCCAUGUCGCCGAGGAAAUUCCAGAGCCGGAGAAGAACGUGCCAAAAGGAAUAAUGAUCCAGAUCGGAACCAGCUUCGUCACAGCUUUCGCUUACCUUAUCGCACUCUUUUACUCCAUCAAUGAUAUCGUGCUCGUCCUCGAUUCCCCAUCGCAAUUCCCAACGGCGGAGAUCUACAGACAGGCCACUGGCAGCACCUCCGGGGCUCUCGGGCUAACCGCGGUGCUGUUUUUGGCCACAUUCCCGACACUGAUCGGCACGCUGAUCACCGGCGGGCGAACCUUCUGGACACUCUCUCGCGACAAUGCCGCGCCAUUUGGCAGCUUCUUCACGAAGAUUUCCCCGACUUUUGGGUCGCCGCUCAGGGCUACCAUUGCUGUCUCGGCUGUCACUACCUGUCUCGGGGUUAUCCAAGUCGGUUCCACCACCGCCUUUCAGGCGCUUAUCGGGUCCUAUAUCGUUCUAUCGACGCUCUCCUACGCCGGUGCCAUCCUCCCGCACGUACUCACCGGCCGCAAAACUAUUGUUCCGGGUCCCUUCCAUCUUGGAAAGGCCGGAUUCGCUAUAAACAUCAUCUCGCUGCUAUAUAUCGCUGUAACAGUCGUGUUCUUCUGCUUCCCAUUCGCCAUGCCCGUUGAGGCCGGGAAUAUGAAUUAUACCAGCGUGAUUGUAUCGGGAUUCGUCGUCCUCAUCACCUUCUGGUGGUUCGUUCACGGAACCGGGAAAUACGAGGGGCCCAAGUACUACAAGGAGGCAGCCAAGCAGUUUGCCGAUUCAGGGAGUGUUGACAUCGCCGAGCUUCAAUAAACUUUUCAGUGACUUGAGCAUUGUCGAACUGUGUUCCUUGCCUUUUUUUUCUUUCUUUUUUUCCCAUAUAUACUCUUUUGAUGUGCAAUGAUUGAAACUUAUUUAUAUUUUCUCUCUUCGGCAGCCACGAGGGAAAAUGUUUUUAAUAGCGAAUAUAUUUAUUUAUUUAUUUAUUCAUUUUUUAUGUAGCACCGGAGUGAAUCUUGAUUCCGAGGAAAUUCAAUUCAAUUCAUUCAUUGCCAAAGAUAUUCACAAAAAGGUCUGCAGUACCGUAGGGUACAAUUUACACUUUCACAAAAUUUUCAACAGAGUGUGAAAGAGCCAACCCCCCACGCUAUUCCUCGAGUUCACUAACCAAUAUUUGCUAAAAAAAUAAAAAAAUAAAUAAAAACCAUCA
This is a messenger RNA of Tuber aestivum (summer truffle), 2656 nucleotides long. The record is from the annotation of a GenBank genome assembly. NCBI's taxonomy places the organism in Eukaryota, Fungi, Ascomycota, Pezizomycetes, Pezizales, Tuberaceae.